Messenger RNA from Chenopodium quinoa (quinoa), 2382 nucleotides. RefSeq names its product adenine/guanine permease AZG1-like. Gene Ontology annotation, cellular component: plasma membrane. The transcript has a single exon. NCBI's taxonomy places the organism in Eukaryota, Viridiplantae, Streptophyta, Magnoliopsida, Caryophyllales, Amaranthaceae. Gene Ontology annotation, molecular function: purine nucleobase transmembrane transporter activity. The record is from RefSeq and is a predicted model, not a curated record. Gene Ontology annotation, biological process: transmembrane transport. Bases 379 to 2166 code for a protein of 595 amino acids.
UUUUUUAUUCCCAUUAUUUGAGAGUAAGCACCUGUAAAUUAAACUAGUCUAGAGACUCUAGACGUGGUUUUAUAUAGGACACAAAGCUAAAUUAGCUAAUCAACGAUUAACCCAUCCCCCAUUUUUUAUUGCUAUUUUUAUUAUAUUUUUAAAAAUUAAAAAUCAAUCAAAUUUUUUUUUCAAAGAGUUGAUAAAAUUAUGAAACAAAAUUGGAGAUACUUUCUCCCUAAUCAAAAAAAUCCUUAUUAAACAACGGAAUCCCAUAUUCUCCCUAUUCUCUUUCUCACUCAUUACUCAUUUAUUACUCUCUCUCCACCCGCCUUCUUCUCCUCACUUCUUCUUCACCCCUUUUUUUUUUUUUUUCUCAUUCCACUUUUCAUGAUCAUGGACUCCCAAGUCCUUUCCCCUUCUCCUAAACCUUCCAAAAUCACUCGGCUGAACGCCUUCGUGGCGCGCAGCCGAGUCGGUAAGCGAUUUAAGCUUACCGAACGUCGUACCACUUUCACUACCGAGCUUCGUGCCGGUACCGCCACGUUCCUUACGAUGGCUUAUAUAUUAGCCGUAAACGCCUCCAUUUUAGCUGACUCAGGCGGGACGUGUUCGGUUUCUGAUUGUAUACCACUAUGUUCCGACCCUACUCUAUCCGUCUCUAAUUGUUCGGGUCCUACUCGACGUGUCAUCAUACCGGAUGACACGUGCAAGUUUGACCCGGUGAACCCGGGGUACGACGCUUGCUUGGCGAGGAUCAGGAAAGACCUAAUUGUCGCCACAGUAGCGUCGUCCCUUAUCGGGUGUUUUGUAAUGGGCAUUUUUGCCAAUUUACCACUUGCGUUGGCCCCCGGGAUGGGGACCAAUGCGUAUUUUACCUACACUGUGGUAGGCUUCCACGGGUCUGGGAACAUCCCUUACAAAACUGCCCUCACGGCAGUUUUCGUAGAGGGAUUAAUAUUUUUAGCGAUAUCCGCGGUUGGUUUGCGAGCGCGGUUUGCUAAAUUAGUUCCGAAACCGGUUCGAAUCUCGUCUUCAGCCGGUAUCGGCUUAUUCUUAGCCUUCAUCGGACUACAAAACAGCCAAGGAAUUGGGUUAAUCAGUUACAGCGGAUCAACUCUGUUAACACUAGGUGGUUGUCCAGCUUCAUCACGAAUUUCAGUUGCUCCGGUGAUAAAUUCAUUAAAUGGCACCGUUGUACUUCCCGGCGGCAGCAUCUCCGACGACAUUUACUGCCUGAAUCAUCGUAUGGAGAGCCCCACAUUAUGGUUGGGUAUAAUUGGGUUUGUUAUAAUUGCAUAUUGUUGGGUUAAAAAAAUUAAAGGGGCAAUGAUUUACGGUAUUGUUUUUGUCACAGCCGUUUCGUGGUUUCGAAACACGAGCGUCACUGCGUUUCCUCACACGGAAGCCGGUAACGCCGCGUUCGAGUACUUUAAGAAGGUAGUUGACAUCCACACAAUUAAAAAUACGGCCGGUGCGCUUAGUUUAAGUGGAAUUACCAAAGGGCCCUUUUGGGUAGCACUAAUUACUUUCUUAUACGUCGAUAUUUUGGAUACCACGGCAACUCUAUAUUCAAUGGCACGUUUCGCAGGUUUCGUGGACGAAAACGGGGAGUUUGAAGGACAAUAUUUUGCGUUUAUGAGUGACGCUGUUUCAAUUGUUGUGGGGUCACUCUUAGGUACGUCUCCCGUGACGACUUUUAUCGAGUCGUCUACAGGGAUACGUGAAGGCGGGAGGACCGGUUUAACGGCGUUAACAGCAGGAAGUUAUUUCUUCCUAGCACUGUUUAUAACGCCGUUAUUAGCGUCUAUUCCUGCUUGGGCGGUCGGACCGCCGUUGAUCUUGGUGGGUGUAUUGAUGAUGAAAUCGGUGGUUGAUAUUAAUUGGGAUGAUAUGAGGGAAGCAAUUCCAGCUUUUGUAACAUUAAUUUUGACCCCUUUUACAUAUUCUAUAGCAUAUGGUUUAAUUGGAGGAAUUGGGACUUAUAUUGUGCUACAUCUUUGGGAUUGGAGUGUGAUGCUUCUAAGCAAAUUUGGAAUUGUUGAGGGACCAAAGUGCAAAAAUGGUGGUGAAAAUGGAAAUGAUGGAGUUGCAAUUAAUGGUGUUAAUAACAAUAUUAAUAAUCAUGGUGGUAGUGGUAAUAUUGUAGAUGGAAGUAUUAAAGAGCUUGAGGUAUAGUACUUGGUUACUAAACAUAGUAAUUUUUUUCCUAGGAUGUAAAUAAUUUAUUUUUUUUCUUUUUUGUAAUUUUCCUUUGGUGAUUAAAUGUUUUUGAAGAGAAGGGGUAGAGGAAUUAUGGGGGAUUGAUUAUGAUUUAAUUAGAUUCAAAGAUGUACAUAUUUUUAGUUAUAAUUAUAAAGCUAAUAUAAGAUACAAAACCUUUUUAAUGGUAUA